AUGGCGGUUUCACCUUACGCCGCCGUUUCAACCCCUCGCGUUUGUUCUCCGCCUAGUGUUUCCACUAAAAUCUACUCUGGAUUGAAACACCAAUCUUCACGUUCUCUUGGAGCGUCUUCAGUUUCAUCUAACGUAAAUGCUCAGUUUUUCGGUAAAGUUAACAAAGUUCUCAAUUUCCGGUAUGCUAACCAGAAACCAGUUAGGGCACAAUUUCAUAUGAUGCCCAUUGGAACUCCUAGAGUACGCUAUAAGACACCCGGUGAAGGAACUUAUCAAUGGAUUGAUUUAUGGAAUGCCCUUUAUCGAGAACGUAUUAUCUUCAUUGCAAAAGACAUAAAUGAAGAAUUCAGUAAUCAAAUAUUGGCAACUUUGCUGUAUCUUGACAGUAUAGAUAACACCAAGCUUCUCUAUUUGUACAUUAAUGGUCCUGGUGGGGAUCUUACACCAUGCAUGGCUCUCUAUGAUACCAUGCAGAGCUUGCAGACUCCUAUAGCCACUCAUUGUGUUGGCCAAGCUUAUAAUCUUUCAACAUAUCUUCUUGCAGCUGGAGUGAAGGGACAUCGUACUGCAAUGCCUCUAUCAAGAAUUGCUCUCCAAUCUCCAGCAGGAUCUGCUCGUGGUCGGGCUGAUGAUAUUCGAAAUGAAGCAGAUGAACUUCUUAGAAUCAGAGAUUACCUUUUCAACGAGUUAGCAAACAAAACAGGCCAGCCUGUUGAGAAGAUCACCGAAGACUUAAAAAGGGUAAAACGGUUUAAUGCACAAGGGGCCCUUGACUAUGGGCUCAUUGACAGAGUUAUCAGGCCACGCCGCAUAGAAGUUGAUUCACCGCGCGGAUGA
Molecule: messenger RNA, 837 nt
Organism: Lathyrus sativus (Indian pea)
Lineage: Eukaryota; Viridiplantae; Streptophyta; Magnoliopsida; Fabales; Fabaceae
Source: the annotation of a GenBank genome assembly